CUACAUUUACUCACUUACAUCACAAAAAUCAUCAUCAUGUUCACAGGUCUUGUUGAGCGCAUUGGCACAGUUACUUCAGUCAUUGAAAAGGAUAACACAAACUCGGGUGGAAAUGGAUGGACAGUCACUGUAGGAGAUUGUGCUGACAUCCUUGUCGACUGUCAUCUUGGAGACAGCAUUGCUAUCAACGGUACUUGCUUGACUGUAACCGAGUUUGACACCGACAGUUUCAAGGUUGGUAUUGCUCCCGAAAGCUUAAGAUGCACCAACCUUGGUGCACUCAAGGUGGGAAGCAAAGUAAACUUGGAACGCGCUAUGGACAGUAAGAAGCGAUUUGGUGGCCACAUGGUUCAGGGCCAUGUCGACACUACAGUGAAGAUUGUGUCAAUCACACCCGAGGGUAAUUCUCUCUGGUUCAAAUUCCAGGUACCACUGGGCCACAAAGAUACCAUGCGUUACAUUAUCCCCAAGGGAUUCAUCACCCUCGACGGCACUUCGCUUACUGUUUGUGAUGUUGAUGAUGAAGAGCGCACCUUUACAAUCAUGAUGAUUGCUCACACCCAGCUCCAUGUCAUCAUGCCUCUGAAGAAGGUGGGAGAUGAAGUCAAUGUAGAGGUGGACAUGCUGGCCAAAUAUGCUCUCAAGAGUCUUGAGGGUGCCAUUAAGAACUGUGAAGGUCUAGAAGAAUUGGUAAAACGUGCUAUUCGAUAAAUAUCUACAUGUAUAUGGACAUACUUUGUGUGUAUGUUUGAAUAAUGAUAAGUGGUGUUUAAUAUCCAGCAAAAAUAUCAAAUUACUGUUGCUAUUGUGUAAAUUACAAAAAUAAAAUAAAAGGCAAGAUACACACCAAAAUACAAAGGGGGAGCUCUAUCUGUUUCAAAUUUCACAUAUAAACAAAAGGCAAGAGAAUAAAGG
Molecule: messenger RNA, 915 nt
Organism: Phycomyces blakesleeanus NRRL 1555(-)
Lineage: Eukaryota; Fungi; Mucoromycota; Mucoromycetes; Mucorales; Phycomycetaceae
Exons: 3
Coding region: 37-711 (224 amino acids)
Biological process (GO): riboflavin biosynthetic process
Molecular function (GO): riboflavin synthase activity
Source: RefSeq, a predicted model, not a curated record